Messenger RNA from Colletotrichum chrysophilum, 1374 nucleotides. RefSeq lists its product as uncharacterized. The coding region runs from base 1 to 1374 and encodes 457 amino acids. NCBI's taxonomy places the organism in Eukaryota, Fungi, Ascomycota, Sordariomycetes, Glomerellales, Glomerellaceae. The transcript is spliced from 3 exons. The record is from RefSeq and is a predicted model, not a curated record.
AUGGCUCUCGGUCACGAACACGGCGUCAGCCACAUCCAGGAGGGCGAAACAGUCUCCCAAGAGCCCAUCGACACGAUACUAUGGAUUCACAUCUUCAUCAUGAUGCUGGCCUUCGGGGUCAUCUUCCCCGUGGGCAUGGUGCUAGGACUCACCAAGAAUCGCUGGCAUGUUCCUACACAGGUCCUCGGCACCGCUCUCGCCAUCCUCGGUUACUUCCUCGGCCACAUGCACGGCGGUAGAGAAUUCGUCCACGGCAACGUUCACUCGGGCUUCGCCGGAUGGUUGAUGUUGAUGCUCGCCGUCCAGGUCGGCGUCGGAAUCUACUUGAAAUUGCAUCUCGAGAAGGGCUUCAACGGAAAGAUUCGCAGGGUCAUCAAGCCCAUCCACGGAGUUCUCGGAAAGGCGUUCCCCGUCCUCGGCUGGGUCCAAUUCUUGUUUGGAGGCAUCACUUCGCUGGGUUUCUGCCAGGGCGACCAUCUGGGACAGUGUCUGGCUCACUUCAUCAUGGGAAGCGCUUUCAUCGCUUACGGCAUCAUCCUGACCCUGCUGCUUGUCGUGGGGCAGCUGUGGCUCCGACGAUCCGGACGAUCCCAGGAGUUCUUCGACAGCGUUGUCAUUGCCGCGUGGGGCUGCGUCAACACCUUCACCGAGCACCGCUGGGGUACCGAAUGGGUUAGGAACGACUGGCAGCACACGACCAUGGGCAUCAUCUGGUGGUGCGCCGGCCUGGCAGGCGUUUGGCUUAGCCGCGAUCGCGAUGGCAACCCCCAGCGCAACUUCAUCCCCGGCUUCGUCCUCUUCAUGACUGGCUGGGCCAUGUCGGCGCAUCCCCAGGAGCUGCCCAUCAGCGCCAUGACCCACGCCAUGUUCGGCAAGACGCUGAUGGCCGCCGGCAUCACUCGCAUCAUUGAGAUUGCCUUUGUCGUCAAGGACGCCAGCGGCAUGUCCGCCGAUGGCCGCAAGACCAACAGCUUCCAGUACAUUCCCGUAUUCCUGUUGUACGCCUCUGGAUUCCUCUUCAUGGGUGCGACCGAGGAGCAGAUGGUACUCGUCGCCAACUCCGGACUGGAUCACGUUUCCUACAUCUUGAUUCUCUACUCCUUUGCCUUCCUGGUGUUCCUCUUCGCCAACAUGCUCAUCCACCUCUUCGACCGUAACUCCAACGUGGAUGGCAAAGUCAACCUGGACGCACCGGUGGCGAAUGGGCGUGCGGAGAACCGCCAAGUACGAGACGCCGAGGAGUUUGAGCUGGAGGGCCUCAUGAGCGAUGACGAGGACGACGCGCAGAAGGGCCUGCGCGAGGAUACCGACGACGACCAAGGCCUGGGCAGCCCAAGCACGGUGGGCAAGAACAGCGACCGAGUGGCGCGGUGA